AGUUGCUGGUUGAAGACUCCUGGACUGGUGAGGAGUCUUUCCAGCAGGGAAAAUGGAAGAAACCAAGGUGGACAUUGAUACUCUCAUUGACGAGAUGGAUUAUAUUCCUGGUCACUUUCAUCUAGAUAUGAAUUUAAAUUUUGAAACUUCUGCGCCAAUAAGUUUCCAAGGGAGAGACUUGAAGUUGAAACGAGAGACUCUGCUCUAUGAGUUGGAGUUUGAAACGGGCUCGCAGCAAUAUGCCAUCCAAAACCUUCUUGGGAUAUUUUCUUUCUACCUGGAGGAGGUGGAGCAAGCCAAGGAGAUUUUUCUGCAUAUCACUGAAGAAAAGCCUGAGAAUUUAAAUGCUUGGGCCAACCUGGCUUACAUUUAUGACAGGCUGAACCAUGAGCAAGAAGAGGCUGAGUGUGCUGAGAAGCUUUCUCAGUUAAUGGGUUUGGAUUCAGAAGACAAGCUGCAGGGAAAUCACCAGCUCGGAGCAGCCCGUUGCCUGGCCGAACAGGGCUAUGCUUAUGCGUUUGAUAUCAGGCUAAUGAAUGAAGAGGAGAAGAUGGAAAAACUGACUGCAGGCCUCACUCUCUACAGCAAGGCUCUUGCUUAUGGGAAGCAGAUCCCUUUGGAGGAGAGAAGGAGCUGGUACUUUGCCAUGGCCACUCUGCAUAUCAGAUUAGAUGGGAUGUGGAUGAACAAAGGUGAGGAUGAGGAGAAGAGAUUGCCGGCUUUCAACAGAACUCUAGUUUUGCUUCAACAAGUCCUGAAGUCUUCUAAUCUACACUACAGAGCUUUGGCCUGGUGCUAUCUUGGGAUGUUGCUAGAAAGGAAAGAUUCUUUCUCAACUACUCCCAUGGGUAUUGAUGACUGUGGUUAUGCUGGAACUGAUCCCCUGGAUUGCUUUGGAAAGGCAAUAGAAGUUGCUAGAGCUAAUCCACCUGUUCUCAACCGCCUAUCAAAAAUCUUCCAUUUCCUUGGCAAGCUAGAGAUGGCAAAGGCAGUUUGCAACAUGGCUCUGGAUGUAUUGCCUGAUCCAGGACUUAACUGGCAGGCGUAUUGUAUGCGUGCCAAGAUGCUGAUUAAACUGUAUUUACGUGAUGUGGAACGUGUGAAGAUAGGCUUGGCUGGAAUGCCAGACCAGAGCAACCUUUUUGGGGCCAAAGUUGAUCUUGAAAAAGUCAUCAAAGUACAUCCUUGUCUGAAAACUUACCUUGACCUUGGCCAAGUAUAUUACUACCUGGGAGUAGAUGCCAUGCAGGAGCUUUUCCUUGUGGAUGAAAAUGCCCUGAACAAAGCCCUUUUGCUCUUUGCUAAAGCUAUGGAAUUAGAUCUGGGAAGUGUCUUGCCUGAGCUCCAGGUGCUGAAGGGGAAAUGCCUUUGGAUUAAAAAUGAGACACUGGAGGCCAUGGAAUGCUUCAAGCAGGCCGUAGAGCUGGACGAUGUGGGUUCCACACACAGAGAGAGCUUCCGGUGUUUAAUGGAACUGCUGCUUACCCUGUUUGCUCAGAAGAGGAUAAAUAUGGAGAUACUGAUGAAGGAGGUAGAGAUGUGGGUAAAGAAGGCGGAAGACAAAUAUCCAAACCAGCAGGUGCAACAGGAACUUCGGCUGGUCUGUCGGCAUCACACCAACGAGGUACUUGAACUUUCCAAAGCUAUGUUGGCUCAAGGGAAGACUGAACUGGUAAAGCUGCUUUUUGAGACCAUGAAGUGUGAUUUUAACCGGCCCAGGUUGAGUGAACGUUCACUGUCUUUUUGAACUGCUGCUUCAAGUGAAGAUGCUUCUUCAUCUAUCUACCACCUUAAAGUAAUUAAAUGCUCUUUGUUUAGCAAAAGAAA
Molecule: messenger RNA, 1827 nt
Organism: Candoia aspera
Lineage: Eukaryota; Metazoa; Chordata; Lepidosauria; Squamata; Candoiidae
Gene: TTC22
Product: tetratricopeptide repeat domain 22
Exons: 7
Coding region: 53-1747 (564 amino acids)
Molecular function (GO): protein binding
Source: RefSeq, a predicted model, not a curated record